This is a messenger RNA of Kogia breviceps (pygmy sperm whale), 591 nucleotides long. Lineage: Eukaryota; Metazoa; Chordata; Mammalia; Artiodactyla; Physeteridae. The record is from RefSeq and is a predicted model, not a curated record.
CUUACGAUCGGUUGGUCUCAGUCGAGUCGUUGCCUUCACCUGACUGGGACGUGUUGCUCGCCUGCGCCCGUUCUUCGCGCCUCGUCGCUCCAGUCCUGUGCUGCCCACCGCCCUCCCGCAAGAUGGCCCAUAAGCAGAUCUACUACUCGGACAAGUACUUCGAUGAGCACUACGAGUACCGGCAUGUCAUGUUACCCAGAGAACUUUCCAAACAAGUACCCAAAACUCAUCUGAUGUCUGAAGAGGAGUGGAGGAGACUUGGUGCACAGAGUCUAGGCUGGGUUCAUUACAUGAUUCAUGAGCCAGAACCACACAUUCUUCUCUUUAGACGACCUCUUCCAAAAGAUCAACAAAAAUGAAGUAUAUCUGGGGAUCAUCAAUUAAAUCUUUUUCAAAUUUAAUGUAUAUGUGUAUAUAAGGUAGUAUUCAGUGAAUACUUGAAAAAUGUACAAAGUGUUCAUCCAUUCCUGUGCAUGAGCUGUAUUCUUCACAGCAACAAAGCUCAGUUAAGUGCAACUGCUAUUAGGUUACUGUAAGGUGUUUAAAAUUUCUUCUAGUCAGUUUUUCUUUUAAUGUAAGUGCCUGUUUGAC